UGAUUUCAUGAAAUAUUUCUAUGUUAGAAUGGCUGGAUAAAACUUUCUUCCCUACUAUGAAACAAAAAAUGCUAGAAAGGUACCACCUCUACAAGGAGACUCUAGAAAAAUUAGAUGUGCAUGUGCAUCCAAGUAAAGCCACCAUUUUUAUAUGGGCCGAUUUUUCAAAGCAUCUUCGAGAAAAAUCAUUCGAUAAUGAGAAAAAGCUAUUUGAAUCAUUUUUAAAUGCUGGGGUAUUUAUCCUGCCAGGCGAGUCUUGUUUCUCAAAAGAUCCAGGAUGGUUUCGAAUAGUCGCCGCCCUUGACGAUGACGUCAAUAACGAAGGCUUGGAAAGAUUGGUUCAAUUACUAAAAUCUAUAAAGAAAGAUCUCUGAUUCUCUCCAGUAAGAGAUACAUAAAAAAAUAUAGGAAGGAUGCCAUACUUCAAGUCCAUCAAAUAAAGGCUUGUUGUAGGAAGACACUAAAGAUAUAUGGGCUAGUGAAAUCUAAUGCUGAAAUUUAGAAAAGCAUGUUUGAAAAUGUUUUCCAUGGUGACGUUAAUGUAAAUUUGUCCAAUUUACGUUUCAAAUAUCAAAUCAUACAUUAAAAAGAUGUAUAAAAUAUGGGCUAUGUUUGCUCAUGUUUAAUUGUUAGUUGUUCUAAUAAUAUUUCUUGUUAUAACAUUUUUAAACUUUUUUUUUUUUUUUGUGUAAUAUGUGUAUUUUUAAUAUUUGUUAAGCUUUCGCUGUGUGUCAGUGAAACAUUUGUAGGCCUAUAUGUAUCAUUGUAACGUAUGGUCUAUUGGUGGUGUGUCUAUGUAUGGUCUUUUGGUGGUCUGUCUAUGUAUGGUCUAUUGGUGCUGUGUCUAUGCAUGGUCUAAUGAUAGUGUGCUUAUGCAUGGACUAAUGAUAGUGUGUCUAUGAAUGGUCUAAUAAUAGUGUGUCUAUGUAAAGUAUCUUGAUGGUUUCUCUAUGUAUGCCCGAAACCUACCGCCGGACGACGUAUGAUGACGACGGGUAGAGUUCAAAUCCGGGGCAGUCCAGAGCGCAUACCAAACGACCAGGCAGCCAUCCUAUUCUCAAUUGACUUAGACAACAUUAAGUUUAAAAACAAACUUGUUCAUGUGUUUGAAUGAUAUAUUUAGUUUUGAAAUGAACAUUUACACGUAGAAAAUUAGAGAAGAAAAAAGAUAAAUUAAAAAAUACAUAAAUGUAUACCACAAUAUCCAAUGUUUGUUUAAAAAAAAAUCACUAAAAAAAAUCACAUAAUAUUGCAUUAGAGUACAAUGUAAUUAGAAUUAGAAAAAAUCAUCAAAUCAGUUAUCUGGUGUUGGAAGAUGUUCAAACAUACUAUGCACUUGUAUGGCAUAUUUACAUCAGACUGAGACGUACGAAGCUUAGGUUAACAAACGCAAUAGAAAUACACUGAGUUCCCGUUUGUACGUUCAUAUAAAGAAAAAAUAAACAAUUACAUAAUUUUAAAUUUCAAAUACAUCGUCCUACAAAUCUGAAAAUGCAGAGACGGUCUUGGCAGUACGCGGGGCCCUGGGCGAGUGUCAAAGUGAAGGGGAAAUAACCUUAAAUAUAACCCUAAAUAUGAGGCAAACAGUUUUCAAUGUGGUUGACGCCAAAAUGGUUUCAUGGAUAUUGAGUAAGGAUUUCCUGUUAAGAAAAGCUUUUGGCGUAAAAAUCCACCAGACUGUAUGUCUGUCUAUCAGGAGUUAGU
This is a messenger RNA of Biomphalaria glabrata, 1704 nucleotides long. Its product is annotated as 1-aminocyclopropane-1-carboxylate synthase-like protein 1. Gene Ontology annotation, biological process: biosynthetic process; amino acid metabolic process. The coding region runs from base 21 to 374 and encodes 117 amino acids. Gene Ontology annotation, molecular function: pyridoxal phosphate binding; transaminase activity. The record is from RefSeq and is a predicted model, not a curated record. Lineage: Eukaryota; Metazoa; Mollusca; Gastropoda; Planorbidae. The transcript is spliced from 3 exons.